This is a messenger RNA of Malassezia pachydermatis, 1014 nucleotides long. RefSeq names its product rab-protein geranylgeranyltransferase. Gene Ontology annotation, biological process: protein geranylgeranylation. The transcript is spliced from 7 exons. Gene Ontology annotation, molecular function: Rab geranylgeranyltransferase activity. Gene Ontology annotation, cellular component: cytoplasm; Rab-protein geranylgeranyltransferase complex. The coding region runs from base 1 to 1014 and encodes 337 amino acids. The record is from RefSeq and is a predicted model, not a curated record. NCBI's taxonomy places the organism in Eukaryota, Fungi, Basidiomycota, Malasseziomycetes, Malasseziales, Malasseziaceae.
AUGCACAACGUGAAGCGUGUGCCUCAACCUACGCUGUCAGCAGAAGCCAUCGCAGAGAAGCGGGCGGAAGAGCAGAAAAAGCUUGAUGUAUACAAAAAGGUAGAAGACACUUACCUUACUUUCCGCGCACAACAGGCGUUCACGCCCGAGGCCUUGGAAAGCACGACGUCCCUCCUGGCUUGCAAUCCAGAGUACUACUCUGCAUGGAACUACCGAAGAGAUAUUCUAUUGCAUAUGUUUGAGAAGGAGACAUCUGCAGCCCCUGGAGAAGCGUCGUUACAGACAAAACUGCUGGAAGAGGAUCUAUCGCUAUUGCAGCAAAGCAUGCGGACGCACCCCAAAGUCUAUUGGCUAUGGAAUCAUCGGCGGUGGUGCUUGAUGAUGCUGCCGCCUGCUGGGUCCGAUGAUCAAGCUAAGCAGGCCAAGUGGCGGAAAGAAAUUGGGCUUGUGGACAUGAUGCUGGAGAUGGAUCCACGGAAUUUUAUGGGCUGGAACUACCGACGUUGGAUUAUUGAGGAGCUUGCGAAAACCAUGGUGCCAGAGGGGUAUGAAACGACCCCCCCGUUCCCGAGCUCGCUGUCAAGCUCGCUACCAACGAGUGUGAAGGAGGCUCAUUUGGCGUUGGCCCUCAACGAGCUGAAGUAUACACUGCGGAAGAUUGAGAGCAACUUUAGUAACUUUAGUGCAUGGCACAAUCGGUCAAAGCUUCUGCCCUGUGUUUGGGAUGCCCAACAGCUCGAUGAAACGCAGCGCCGAGAACGUCGUGAGCAGGAAUUUGAGCUUCUGCAGCAGGCCAUGUAUACCGACCCGAGUGACCAGAGUGUGUGGAUCUACCACCGGUGGCUAGUCGCACAGGACCCUUCGGAGGCGACGCUCACGGAGCAAAUCCAAGUGAUUGAAGAGCUUCUGGCAUUGGAGCCUGAUAACAAAUGGUGCAUCGAGUCUCUGGCCCAUUACAAGCAGCAACUGGCUUCGCAAGGUACAUACCUUGCUUUCGAAACUCGUGCAAAUUGA